This is a messenger RNA of Epinephelus fuscoguttatus (brown-marbled grouper), 2438 nucleotides long. It is a transcript of the gene pex19, whose product is annotated as peroxisomal biogenesis factor 19. Gene Ontology annotation, cellular component: peroxisome; peroxisomal membrane. Gene Ontology annotation, biological process: protein import into peroxisome membrane. The transcript has 8 exons. The coding region runs from base 13 to 906 and encodes 297 amino acids. The record is from RefSeq and is a predicted model, not a curated record. NCBI's taxonomy places the organism in Eukaryota, Metazoa, Chordata, Actinopteri, Perciformes, Serranidae.
GGAGACCGGUGGAUGUUUGGAGAAGGUAACAUCAUGGCGUCGGGAGCAGGAGAGCAGUCCACUGGACACGAUGCAGAAUUGGACGAAUUGUUGGACAGUGCGCUGGAUGAUUUUGACAAGACACCGGCCCCUCCAGCCCCUCAAGCUGCUGCUGCGUCCUCUUCAGCCACAAGUGGUGCUGAGAAGCCACCCCUACUUGAAGACUGCAAACUCUUUGAGACUCUCUUCGAGGGGGACAUGGCUGCCCAAGCCAAGGAGGAGUGGGAGAAAGCCAUGACUGAGCUGGCCCACGAAGAGCCAGAAUUACUGCAGCACUUCCAUAAACUGUCAGAGGCUGCAGGCAAAGUUGGCACUGAUACUGCCUCCCAACAAGAAUUCACUUCCUGUCUUAAAGAAACUCUUCGUGGCCUGGCCAAAAAUGCAGACAACCUGCAGUCCACAGGACUAGCUGGAGACGACCUUGUCAAGGCUCUAGAGGGCCUGGGUUUGGAAGAGGGUGGCGAAGCAGGCAGUGAUGACGGAAACAUCCUGCCCAUCAUGCAGUCCAUCAUGCAGAAUCUUCUCUCUAAGGAAGUGCUUUAUCCAUCUCUCAAAGAGAUCACUACCAAGUACCCAGAAUGGUUGGAUGCCAACAAGCCAAGCCUUAGCCCAGAGGACUACCAGCGCUAUGAGCAGCAGUCCAAAAUCAUGGGAGAGAUCUGUAAGCAAUUUGAGGAAGAGGGUCCAGAAGAUAAAGAGGGCACGUUCGAGAGCAUCAUGGACCUGAUGCAAAAGCUGCAGGACCUUGGCCAACCACCAAAAGAGCUAGCAGGUGAUGCGCCUCCGGGGUUCAACUUUGACAUGGAGUCCCUCAAUCUCCCAGGAGGCCCCGGGGCUGGGGCGGCAGACCAGUGCUCCAUCAUGUGAUGAGGUAGCACUGCAGUCCAUCAGAAGCACUGAAGCCCCCAAAGGCCACUCUGUGUGCAUCAGUGACGGGCAGGGAGUGAAGGCGUGUGAAGCAAAGGUCAGGCAGGAGUGUGACCAAACUGUCGAUACUGUUCUCCCUCAUGUAGAAGGUGUGUGGAUGCAGAAACAGGAGGCGGCACGAUAACCAACAGGAACAACACAAACCAAACACACCCUCUUCUGUCUAAAAUCACUGAAUGCACGACUGAGAACAUUCUAACAUCUCUGCAUUAGUUUGUCAGCAGAGGCUGCAUUUCCUUCACGGUUUAGUUUUAACAGCAUUCCUUAAAAAAAACAAACAAACACAAAAAAAAUACAACUGCCGAUCAUCAUGUUGUUUUUACAAUACUGUUUAGCCUCACGGUAAAAUCUAUCAAACCACUUCACGGGUAUAAACGGUGCCUUUGCAUAAUGAAUUUGUCAUUAUUUUAGGUCUUUUACUGUCAUUCAGCUAAAGCACUUGAGAAGUAAGUUUUAAAAUGGUGUGGAUUUUGCAAUAUUAUCCCAUGUUGACACCAAGUUAGUAAUAAUUAUUUGUUACUUCAUUUAACACACACCUCUGUUUCUGUACAAGUUGUAGAGGAUGUAACUUAAUGAGUUAAUUACAUAUUAACAUGUAAAAAAUCUGGGAAAAAGUAGUGUACAUUUGUUAAUAAUUUAAAUAAUUAAAAAGACGAAAAGUAUGAGAGGUUUCCAGUGCUAACUGUAAUUCAGCCAACUAAUCUAACAAGACCCAUCGUCCCCUAGGAAUUAAUUUGAAGUGACUGAGAUGGUGAUUUCCUUCCAAAUAUGCCUUUGCUGUGGUUUCAUUGAUCAUAGUGUAGAGUUACUGUGCAAAGUGCUCCCCUUGUGAUUCCCAGUGUUUUUAACGUGCAGAGUGAUGUUUUCUUCAGUAUGGGGUCCCCGCCAGGAAAGAAAAAUAAGUGAGUGGUAUUCAGGACUGUUUGCCAAUUUAACCCUAACCCUAACCCUCCAUCAAAAGUACAUCGUGUUCUCAUCAGAAAAGGUGACACAGUACUAAACAUCACAUUGUGUCUCACAAGGGUAGAAACAUGUCUACAAUUCACACAGAUGCAGUGCUGCGUAAAACAUGAUCAGCUGGAUGACAUGUUGGCUGUGCUUGUUGGGUUUGUUUACUCCAGCAGCCACUUUUCACCAGCUUCUAUUGCCAGUGGACAGAUUUUACCGCUGUGACCCGUAGAGAGAGGUCUAGAAAUCACACGACCAUCAGCACAUCAAUAACUGUAUAAUAAAGGGGUACUAUGAAAGGCUUCAGCCAGCCAUGCACCUGAAAGAGCUCAGCUUUACCUCGAACACAGUAGAGGGGAGACUUUGCUGUGGAGGUCCAUAAAGGGGGUGGGGGUGCAAUCUAUUCAACUCUCAGGGCCAAUGCAAACACGCCCAGAGCACCGUUAAAAAAAAUGCGACCUGUUAUUUGACACUAUUUUGUUUUGUUUUGUAAAUAUAUGAAAUAAAAUAAUGAUAUAAUGUAA